Molecule: messenger RNA, 1847 nt
Organism: Salvelinus namaycush (lake trout)
Lineage: Eukaryota; Metazoa; Chordata; Actinopteri; Salmoniformes; Salmonidae
Gene: stx5a
Product: syntaxin 5A
Exons: 11
Coding region: 279-1181 (300 amino acids)
Biological process (GO): vesicle fusion; endoplasmic reticulum to Golgi vesicle-mediated transport; intracellular protein transport
Cellular component (GO): endomembrane system; SNARE complex; Golgi membrane
Molecular function (GO): SNAP receptor activity; SNARE binding
Source: RefSeq, a predicted model, not a curated record
CCGGAAAUGACCCGGAUUCAAACUUUCAGUCCCGGCUUGGUAAAAACAUCGAACGAUCUGUGAAUUCUUGUGGAAUUUUGCUAAUAAUACAUUGAGAAUGCCCGUGUGCAUCAUUGGACACGGAUUGACGCCUUGCAGUUAGGAGUUGACAUCAGAAGGUGUAGUGACUGUUUCCACGGAGCACGGACCGGUCUAUAGUACACUACCGAGAUCUUUCAAACGUCAGACCCUUUCUCCUUGGCGUGCCCAGUGCAGGCUGGUGAUAUACAUUCGGCAGGAUGACGUGCAGGGAUCGAACCAACGAGUUCCAGUCCGCCUGCAAAUCCCUACAGAGCAGACAGAAUGGUGUUCAGCACACCAAGCCAGCCCUCAGUGCUCUCAAGCAACGCAGUGACUUCACCCUCAUGGCCAAGAGAAUAGGGAAGGACUUGAGUAAUACAUUUGCUAAACUAGAGAAACUCACUAUAUUGGCUAAAAGAAGAUCUCUAUUUGAUGACAAGGCAGUGGAGAUUGAAGAGUUAACCUACAUCAUCAAGCAGGACAUUAACAGCCUGAACAAGCAGAUAGCCCAGCUGCAGGAUCUGAUCCGUUCACGAGGAGCGCCCAGUGGCAGACACAUCCAGACCCAUUCCAACACCAUCGUCGUCUCCCUGCAGUCCAAACUGGCGUCUAUGUCCAAUGACUUCAAGUCGGUUCUAGAAGUAAGAACAGAGAACCUGAAGCAGCAGAAGAACAGGAGAGAACAGUUCUCUCAGCGUCCUGUCUCUUCUCCUCUCCACGCCAACAACUUCAAGAGUUCAGUGUUGAUGCAGGAUGAGUCAAGGAGUAUGGCGGCUGAGGUCGCCAUCAACAUGGACAACCAGUCUAACCCUCUACAGCUCCAGCUCAUUGAUGAGCAGGACUCGUACAUCCAGAGCCGUGCAGACACCAUGCAGAACAUAGAGAGCACCAUCGUAGAGCUGGGCUCUAUCUUCCAGCAGCUGGCUCACAUGGUGAAGGAGCAGGAGGAGACAGUACAGAGGAUUGAUGCUAACGUGGAGGACACUCAGCUCAACGUGGACAUGGCUCACACGGAGAUCCUCAAGUACUUCCAGUCUGUGUCCUCCAACCGCUGGCUCAUGGUCAAGAUCUUCCUCGUCCUCAUCGUGUUCUUCAUCGUCUUUGUGGUCUUCCUCGCCUGAGCAGGGAGAAAUGAUAGAUAAAGAAGUGGAGGUUGAAGAAGAGGGAGAUGGAAAAGUUCAUUGUCUUUUGACAGGUUGCGUCACUCCUAUGAAACGGUAGUCCCUUGACCAAUAGUUCAGACGGAGUCAUGCUAUCUGACAUAAGACAAUGGGAAAGGUUGGGCUGAGACGAGGGGUUGCCACAGCAACAGGACAAUGGGACAGGUGGGGUGUUAUUGAACGGUUUGGGACUUGAGGUCCAGCAGCCCAAGAAAUUAUAGUAAUCUGCUGCCUAAAGCCCUGGAGAGCGUUUCUGGACCCUAGCAGAUCUAUUCUGUUCCUACAGACAUUGAUGAAAUACCCCUAAUGAAAAGGAUAUGCUAUUGGAACACGCUUUGUAUAGUAUAAACAGAAUACUUGUCAUUCUGUUCUUUGUUACUUUAGAGAAUAAUUCAUCUUAAACAUUUAAUCAAAAAUGGCUUAUUUAAUGGUUUGAUUCUGCAAACCUAGUUUUGUUUCUUGGUAGAUUUUCUUUUACCCCUCAUGUAGCUUAUUGUUGAUUUGUUGUAAGAUAGGGUGUAAUCAACUUUCUCUCUGACAUGAGGGCCAACACAACAGACUGGAGUUUUCUUGAAUUGUAAUCAUUUCUUUCGAUUUUAGUUUUAUUAAAGAGAGACUUGAACAAUU